AUGAAAUCUAUCUUGCUGAUUGGUCUCCCUGCGGUCUCCGCCGCCGUGACUCCUCGUCAAAGCUACUUCAGCUUUGGGAACUACUUUUCGACAGGCCCGGUUGCAACCAAUUCAUGGAUUCGGCAGGCAACCACAACACUCAUCCUGCCAGCCCUCAACAGCCCCCACACCGGAAACCUAGGCUUGUGGCCUGGAAUGGGCACCAAGUUUGACUCGGGAGCAGAUGGACAUCUCGUCCAAGGCCUUGCCAUCUCCACUGUUGGAUAUGGAUCUCCAUGCAACUUUGCUUCCGGCGACGUCAACUGGUGUGCCGUUGCAAGCACAUAUGACGGGAACCAACACGAUGGUACUCCAUACAGAGCAAAGCCUGGCGACCGUGUCACAUACGACUACAAGUACAAUGAUGCCACUUCCCAAUUCGAUCAGACGGUGUCGGUGAACGGCGCUGUAGUGUCGACCUUGUCCACAACGAGCGGCCAUGGCGCAGGUUGGGGCACAGCGAUGGAAUGCCAGCAGGCGAAAUGCGGAACCGUCCCGGAGCAUCACUACGUCAACACGACGAUCAUCAUGAACACCGCUGAUCCGAACUACUCCAAGACCGUUGGGCUCAACGGUGCUACGGGCAGUCUGGUCACCUCAAACGGCGGCAAGACCUGGACUGCGGCUGACAUCACCAUCCAGCAGUACACCUACACUUAG
Molecule: messenger RNA, 699 nt
Organism: Diaporthe citri
Lineage: Eukaryota; Fungi; Ascomycota; Sordariomycetes; Diaporthales; Diaporthaceae
Exons: 6
Coding region: 1-699 (232 amino acids)
Source: RefSeq, a predicted model, not a curated record